Molecule: messenger RNA, 1434 nt
Organism: Trichoderma harzianum CBS 226.95
Lineage: Eukaryota; Fungi; Ascomycota; Sordariomycetes; Hypocreales; Hypocreaceae
Exons: 4
Coding region: 1-1434 (477 amino acids)
Source: RefSeq, a predicted model, not a curated record
AUGAUGCAGCUGUCUCGGCCAGCGGCGACGGCGCUGCUGCUGUCGAUCGCUUCGUUCGGGACGCUUGUCCAUGGCCACGAUCACCAUGAGGGCGGCGAAAGCCACAUCCCCGAGGGCGAAGCGAUAUCACUCGAACCGGUCGACACGAUUCUCUGGAUCCACAUCCUCAUCCAGAUGCUCGCAUACGGCGUCAUCUUCCCAAUCGGCAUGGUCUUUGGUAUGACCAAAUCUCGAUGGCACGUCCCGACGCAAAUCCUAGGCUCCAUCCUCGCCGUCGUCGGCUUCUUUCUCGGCCAUGCGCACAAAGGAAGAGAGUUUGUCAGCCACAAUGUGCACUCGGUGUUCGCCAACAUCUUGCAACUCCUGCUUGUCGGCCAGGUCGUCUUGGGCCUAUACUUGAAGCUUCACUGGGAGAAGGGCGCUCUCGGCAUGAUUCGCAAGUUUGUCCGACCCUUCCACUCCGUCAUUGGCAAAGCGAUGCCGCUUCUCGCAUGGGUGCAGAUGAUCUUUGGAGGUAUCACCACCCUUGGUUUCUGCCAAGGCGAUCACGUUGGUCAAUGCGCAGCCCACUUUAUCAUGGGAGGCGCAUUCAUUGCCUACGGUAUCCUUUUGACCAUUAUUCUGCUCGCGGGACAAGUCUGGAUUCGUCGUACGGGAAGAUCGCAAGAGUUCUACGACAGCGCGGUCAUUGCCGCUUGGGGCUGCGUCAACACCUUCACGGAGCACCGAUGGGGUACCGCCUGGGUCAAGAAUGAUUGGCAACACACUACAAUGGGCGUCAUCUGGUGGUGUGCGGGUCUGGCUGGUAUUUGGCUGAGCCGAGAUCGCGAUGGUAACCCGAAGCGCAACUUUAUCCCUGGAUUCGUCAUCCUCAUCACUGGUUGGGGUAUGUCUGCGCACCCUCAAGAGCUGAUGGUCAGCGCCAUGACGCACACCAUGUUUGGUUACACCCUGAUGGCCGCUGGUCUUACACGUAUCAUUGAGAUUGCCUUUGUUCUCAAGGAUGCUCAGUCCCUAUCCGAUGAUGGGCGCACCUGGAACAGCUUCCAGUACAUUCCUGUUUUCCUCUUGUAUGCCGCCGGCUUCCUCUUCAUGGGUGCGACCGAACAGCAGAUGUCUCUCAUCGACGGCUCCAGCAUGGAUGUCAUCUCUUACAUCCUGAUCCUUUACUCUCUCGCCUUUUUGGUCUUUUUGUUUGCCAAUAUGCUCAUCCACCUUUACGACCGUCUGUCAAACCCACCUCUGGAUACCAAAGGUUUCGCCAAUGGUCACACUCACCUGAACGGACGAGCUGUAGAGGACGGCCAAAUCCGAGCGGCUGAGGAAUUCGAGCUCGAUGGGCUGUCAACCGAUGACGAGGACGAUGAGAGGCAGGGAAUGCUGGCAGGUGAGGGAUCCAACGCCCCCAAGAGGCCUGCUGCAGCUCAAUCAUGA